Molecule: messenger RNA, 922 nt
Organism: Erinaceus europaeus (western European hedgehog)
Lineage: Eukaryota; Metazoa; Chordata; Mammalia; Eulipotyphla; Erinaceidae
Gene: GLOD4
Product: glyoxalase domain containing 4
Exons: 8
Coding region: 59-922 (287 amino acids)
Source: RefSeq, a predicted model, not a curated record
CGCGUCAUCUGUGCGCAGUGCGGCGCUGUGCAAGUUACUCUCGCCUUUUUCAGUCACCAUGGCUUCACGUAGAGCCCUGCACUUCGUAUUCAAAGUGGGAAACCGCUUCCAGACGGUGCAUUUCUAUCGUGAUAUCCUGGGGAUGAAGGUUUUACGGCAUGAGGAAUUUGAAGAAGGCUGCAAAGCUUCCUGUAAUGGACCUUAUGAUGGGAAGUGGAGUAAAACAAUGGUGGGAUUUGGACCUGAGGACAAUCAUUUUGUUGCAGAACUGACGUAUAAUUAUGGCAUCGGAGACUACAAGCUUGGCAAUGAUUUUAUGGGUAUUAUGCUCACUUCUAGCCAGGCUGUCAGCAAUGCCAGGAAGCUGAAAUGGCCAAUUACUGAAGUUGAAGAUGGUGUUUUUGAAACCGAGGCUCCAGGAGGAUAUAAGUUCUACUUGCAAAAUCACAGUUCACCUCAGUCAGAUCCCAUACUAAAAGUAACUCUAGCUGUGUCUGAUCUUCAGAAGUCCUUACACUAUUGGUCUGAUCUGCUAGAAAUGAAAAUUUAUAGAAAAGAUGAAGAAAAGAAAAGGGCUUUGCUGGGCUAUGCUGAUAAUCAGUGUAAGCUGGAACUACAAGGUAUCGAGGGUGCAGUUGAUCAUGCAACAGCUUUUGGCAGAAUUGCCUUCUCUUGCCCUCAGAAAGAGUUGCCAGAAUUAGAAAGCUUAAUGAAAAGGGAGAACCAGAAGAUUCUGACUCCCCUGGUGAGUUUGGAUACUCCAGGGAAAGCAACAGUACAAGUGGUUAUCCUGAGUGACCCUGAUGGACACGAAAUUUGCUUUGUAGGAGAUGAAGCAUUUCGAGAACUCUCUAAGAUCGAUCCAGAUGGAAGCAAAUUGUUGGAUAAUGUGAGUCACACUCCUGGGUUUCUGUCCCAGUAG